AUGAAGCGGAUGGUGGCGGCCUUGCUCUGCCUCCAGCUCCUGGAGGCCGCAGUGGUCAAAGUCCCCCUGAAGAAGUUCAAGUCCAUCCGUGAAACCAUGAAGGAGAAGGGCCUGCUAGAGGAGUUCCUGAGGACCCACAAGUACGACCCUGCUCAGAAGUACAAAUUUGGUGACUUCAGUGUGGACUACGAGCCCAUGGCCUACAUGGAUGCUGCCUACUUUGGUGAGAUCAGCAUCGGGACCCCACCACAGAACUUCCUGGUCCUUUUUGAUACCGGCUCCUCCAACCUGUGGGUGCCCUCUGUGUACUGCCAGAGCCAGGCCUGCACUGGCCACAACCGCUUCAACCCCAGCCAGUCCUCCACCUACUCCACCAACGGGCAGGCCUUCUCCCUGCAGUACGGCAGCGGCAGCCUCACCGGCUUCUUCGGCUACGACACCAUGACUGUCCAGAACAUCCAGGUCCCCAACCAGGAGUUCGGCCUGAGUGAGAACGAGCCGGGCACCAAUUUCGUCUAUGCGCAGUUUGACGGCAUCAUGGGCAUGGCCUACCCUGCCCUGUCCGAGGGGGGCGCCACCACCGCCCUGCAGGGCAUGCUGCAGGAGGGCGCCCUCACCAGCCCCGUCUUCAGCUUCUACCUCAGCAACCAGCAGGGCUCCCAGGGCGGAGCAGUCAUCUUCGGGGGUGUGGACAGCAGCCUGUACCAGGGGCAGAUCUACUGGGCCCCCGUCACCCAGGAGCUCUACUGGCAGAUUGGCAUGGAGGAGUUCCUCAUUGACGGCCAGGCCUCCGGCUGGUGCUCCCAGGGCUGCCAGGCCAUCGUGGACACGGGCACUUCUCUGCUCACCGUGCCCCAGCAGUACAUGAGCGCCCUGCUGCAGGCCACGGGGGCCCAGGAGGACCAGUACGGACAGUUUGUUGUGAGCUGUAACAGCAUCCAGAACCUGCCCACCUUUACCUUCAUCAUCAACGGGGUGCAGUUCCCUCUGCCGCCCUCCUCCUACAUCCUCAACAACAACGGCUACUGCACCGUGGGGGUCGAGCCCACCUACCUGCCCUCCCAGAACGGCCAGCCUCUGUGGAUCCUCGGCGACGUCUUCCUCAGGUCCUACUACUCCGUCUACGACAUAGGCAACAACAGGGUGGGGUUCGCCACUGCCGCCUAGACUCGGUGCCCGGACGCCUGGGCUCCCCUCUUCCUCUCAGCCC
Eptesicus fuscus (big brown bat) is the source of this 1210-nucleotide messenger RNA. It is a transcript of the gene PGC, whose product is annotated as progastricsin. The record is from RefSeq and is a predicted model, not a curated record. Bases 1 to 1167 code for a protein of 388 amino acids. Gene Ontology annotation, molecular function: aspartic-type endopeptidase activity. Gene Ontology annotation, biological process: proteolysis. The transcript has 9 exons. Lineage: Eukaryota; Metazoa; Chordata; Mammalia; Chiroptera; Vespertilionidae.